AUGGCGGCAGAUAACAAACCGGAUCAGCAAAAAGUCGGAGAUGCAGCAUCAGCUGCCCAAGGAGUCCUUUCACAGCAACGGCCACUCCAAUCAGUAGCAGCGGCAGGAACAUCAAAGUCAACUCCACAGACAGCUCCGCGCCCGGCACCACCACCAUCACAACAACAGCAACAACAGCAACAACAACAGCAACAACAACAACAACAACAACAACAACAACAACAACAACAACAACAGCAACAACAGCAACACCAGCAGCAACAACAGCACCAGCACCAGCAGCACCAGCAGCACCAGCAGCAGCAACAGCAAGUGCGAGCAAACCAGCCGCAAUAUUCACAAGCAGAUUUGAAUCGAAUAGUGCUUGAAUAUUUGAAUAAGAAGGGGUAUCAUCGAACAGAGUCAAUGUUGAGAUUGGAAAGUACAAGUACACCUACCCCUGCUGUAGCACCGAUCUCCCCGAAUACUACUUUGCUCGCAGCACCUAGCGAGUUGGAUGCUCAAAAAGAUUUAAAAGACAAACUAUCCAAAAAUGAAAAAGAAUUGCGUGAAUUGCGAGAAAAGCAAAUAAGGAUCGAACGUGAAUUGCAAGAAACUAAAAAUAGAGAAAUCCGCUUAUCAAAGGAAGCCGAUUUGAAACAAUUGAGAGCCUUGGAAAAUAGGACGAGAAUUGAAAAUGAUCCAGACCUGUAUUUUACUGCGUACUCUAUGUUGAGAAAAUGGGUUGAGUCCUCAUUGGAUUUGUAUAAGCCCGAAUUGUCACGUGUGCUAUACCCUUUGUUUAUUCAUUGCUUUUUGGAGUUGAUCACUAAAGGGUUUGGUGUCAAGGCAAAGGAAUUUUUUGAUAAAUACAAGUCUGAUCAUUUGAUAUUACAUGGAAUUGAAGUAAAAAAAUUUGCUGGAUUGUCAUUACCUGAACAUCUUAAGGAGAACAGUAUUGCAGAGGCUUAUAGAAAAUAUCGAUAUAGGAUUUUGGUUUCUAAAACCUCGUUGAAUUUGUUGCUAUAUUUUCUUCAUGAGAACGAAGCAGUUGGUGGGUCAAUUUUGAUUCGUAUAAUUAACCAAUACUUAGACCCAGUUAUCUCCAAAAAUAGACCAGAUAAAAUCGAUCAAGAAGGUGAAGCUAAUUCGGAAGAAGGUAUAUCUGAAUACAUAGCAGAUACAAACGAGUUGGAACAAUUCAACAGCGAAAAAGAGGUGAAGUUGGGAAAAUUUCCUUUGGACCCAGAAGUCGCCAAGGAAGUAGAAGCAGAACUCAAAAUUAAAGAUGAAAAAAUCGAACCUGUGAACGGAAAGACUUUAAGUGAAGAAUUUCAAGAAAUGGUUAAGCCAGAUGCAGAUUCUCCAUCAAAGGAUUCAAUACCAUUACCAAUGAAGGACUCGACAGAUAUCAAAAAAUUAAUCAUGCAAGUUGAAGAUUCAAGGUCAAAAAUUAGAUUAGGCGCACUACAAGCAAGCUCACCUAGUGUUUGUAUGUAUACUUUCCACAAUACUAACAACGAUAUGACAUGUAUCGCAUUCAAUGAAGAUUCCACAAUGGUUGCCGCGGGGUUCCAAGGCAGUUAUGUUAAAAUAUGGAGUCUAGAUGGCAAACCGUUACCAUCGGGUCUUAAAAAGGACCGUAAGAUGCAUCAAUAUUCCGAUAAUUGUCGUAAGCUUAUUGGUCAUAGCGGACCCGUAUAUGGAAUUUCUUUUUCUCCAGAUAACAAGUUUCUCAUUACGUGUUCGGAGGACAAGACAGUGAGACUCUGGUCAUUGGAUACGUUCACGGCGUUAGUCGCAUACAAGGGCCACAAUCAACCAGUAUGGGAUGUCAAAUUCUCACCACUAGGUCAUUAUUUCGUCACUACUUCCCAUGAUCAGACUGCGAGAUUAUGGGCUACAGACCACAUCUACCCACUCCGGAUCUUUGCCGGCCAUAUCAACGAUGUUGAUUGUGCCGAAUUCCAUCCCAAUUCGAAUUAUGUGUUUACUGGAUCGAGUGAUAAAACAUGUCGAAUGUGGGAUGUUCGUACUGGUCACUGCGUUCGGAUAUUCAUGGGUCAUACCAAUGCAGUCAACUGUCUUGCAAUAUCACCAGACGGAAGAUGGUUGGCUAGUGCAGGAGACGAUAAUGUGGUUAAUUUGUGGGAUAUAGGCACCGGAAGAAGAUUGAAAACAAUGAAGGGGCAUGGUCGAUCAUCCAUUUACUCGCUCGCAUUUUCCCAUGAUGGUGGUGUCUUGGUUAGUGGUUCAGGGGAUUGUAGUGUUCGAAUAUGGGAUGUGAGAAAGAACACAAAUGAUUCUGGACCCGAACCUGAAGCAUUGGUCAAUGUCACCAAUACGACCGCGAACGGAGAAUCUUCAACUACAGAGGAGAGCAAAGCUCAGCAACAACAUCAACAACAGCCCCUGCAAUUACAGCAACCAGCACCACCGCCACAACAACAGCAACAACAGCAGCAGCAACAACAGCAACAGCAGCAGCAGCAACAACAACAACAACAACAACAACAGCAGCAGCAGCAACAAGUGAGUCGAAGAGAUGUUAUUGCAACUAGUGACCAUAUGACAGCCUUUUUCACCAAAAAGACUCCAGUUUUCAAGGUUCAUUUCACGAGAAGAAAUUUAUGUUUUGCAGCCGGUGCAUUCCAAGGAUAG
Molecule: messenger RNA, 2640 nt
Organism: Lodderomyces oxycetoniae
Lineage: Eukaryota; Fungi; Ascomycota; Pichiomycetes; Serinales; Debaryomycetaceae
Product: chromatin modification protein
Exons: 1
Coding region: 1-2640 (879 amino acids)
Biological process (GO): transcription initiation at RNA polymerase II promoter
Cellular component (GO): transcription factor TFIID complex
Molecular function (GO): RNA polymerase II general transcription initiation factor activity; protein binding
Source: RefSeq, a predicted model, not a curated record